Molecule: messenger RNA, 1492 nt
Organism: Oryza sativa Japonica Group (Japanese rice)
Lineage: Eukaryota; Viridiplantae; Streptophyta; Magnoliopsida; Poales; Poaceae
Source: RefSeq, a predicted model, not a curated record
CCCCGCCGGAGCUGUGCCAAACGGGGCCUUUGUCUCCUCUGCUCCUUGCGCCGCCAAGACGAGUCGUGGCUGAACAGAACACUAGAAUAGGGGAGGGGCGGCGAUCUCCAUCUGGCGAGGAGAGCAGAGCAGGGGAGGGGAUCUUGAUCUGGAUAUUGUCAAGAAUCAGCUUUCCCUUGCGGAUGGCAUUGAAGUUUCUAGCUUCUCAAAGUUCCAAGACCUUGGUGCUAAUUCAUUAGAUACUGUCAGUCAACUGGAUAAUAUGUGUUCUCUUUUGAAGUUUUUAAUAGCCAAAUUCAACUAUUUCCGAUAAGGUCCAAGUUAACACUCAUUUAUGAAUCUUUUCAGAGUUACCUGAUACUGCUACAUAAUGUACUGCUGUUUACAGGGUUCAAAGUUGGUGUUGAGAAGCACAGCACAGAGGUCAUUGUGAAAAAAAAAAUCUGGAAGCCUGCUUAUAAAUUCUGGAAUCCAAGGAUACUCGCUACUAAAGACAACUCAGUUUGGCAGUGAUCAUUGAACUGUGUCGUUUCUGUACUUAAGCACCCUCCCUUGCCGCCGUCCGCUACCAUGGCUGAAAUCGAAACUAUCUCCAGCCUCGCCGACGCCGACGAUGUCCUGGAAAACAGGGGGAUCAAUCAGGUUGAAGGGAUCAAUCAGGUUCAAUUUCGUCUAGACGAGCAGAUAUCCCUCGUAGCUGCAACAGAAGUCAAGGUGAGGACCCGUCCUGGAAGGCUCGGAUUCAGGUUGUUAAAUCCUGAACUCAUGGAUUGCAAGUUCCAAACAAAGGUCAAGCUGGACGAGGCCUACGAGCGGAUGUUCACAGAGUGUAUGAUUGAGUGUGACCAAGAGCUCGUCCCUCUCGAGGCCCACAUCGCCGAGCUGAAGAGACUGUUGCUGCUGCCCAACAACGAGAUUGAAGAUAUCGGACCCGAUAUUAUGCAGAGGGGUCGAGGAUUGCAGCAGGUGCUGUAUCUGCAUCCACCGUUUCCUUUGUAUCCUGAGUACGAGUAUCAUCCUCCUCCGCAACCGCAAAUACCGUACCAACCAGCAUAUGCCACUGCUAAAGAAAGAGAGAAUGCAAGAUCUCGAGACCGCCGUGCUCAGAGAGCGUGGUGGCAUGCCAACCUUACUCUUCUGGAGACUAAGAAAAAGAUCUUGGAAGGGAAAAGAAUAGACCUGGAGAGAGGGCUGAGGUCUGAAAUGAGGAAAGCUUUGGAGAGUCAAUCUGACCUGGGGGCCGGUUAUACCAACUACCAUUUUCGCCAUAGAUAGGGGAGGAAUAAGCUGGUUGGAUGCAUGAUCAAUGGGAAAUCAUGUUUAGUUUUCUCCCUAGAUCAUGAUGCUUUGAACUCAAGCCCUGUUUGGAUUCAGCUAUAACAAGUUUUGUUGUGCAAGUAGUCACGUGAUGUAACAAGUUUUGCCUCAUGUUACAGAUUUUGUAAGGAUGCUUCUCUGGUAGCAAUUUAAUAUCAUGUUACAGAUUUGCAUA